This is a messenger RNA of Syngnathoides biaculeatus (alligator pipefish), 5605 nucleotides long. RefSeq names its product ceramide synthase 1 (gene cers1). The transcript has 7 exons. The record is from RefSeq and is a predicted model, not a curated record. Bases 233 to 1330 code for a protein of 365 amino acids. NCBI's taxonomy places the organism in Eukaryota, Metazoa, Chordata, Actinopteri, Syngnathiformes, Syngnathidae. Gene Ontology annotation, molecular function: sphingosine N-acyltransferase activity. Gene Ontology annotation, biological process: ceramide biosynthetic process. Gene Ontology annotation, cellular component: membrane.
CCCGCACCCUGAAAAUAUGGACAACAAAGAAUAAAGACUAAGGCUACCCGACCGAGACGGCGACAGCGGGGUGUCAGAUCAAGGUUUUGUUUUUUCGUCAGCUAGCAAGCUUGUUACCGGAUUAGCCACACGGGCAGGGUUCGAGAGGGAUCUCCGCGUCUUAACCCCCUUUCCGAGCGCUUUUGAAAUUGUUUUUGCUGCCGUUGUUUCCCUGUCGAAGCGCCCCGCUACGAUGGGCGCUCAUCCCGGGGAUGUGGAGCCCAUGCCGGGAUACAUAGAGCUCAUCAACCGAGCCUCCGGCGUCAUGCUGAAAUCUUGGCGAGAUUGUAGCCAGUGCGGCGUGGAGCUCACCACGCGGACACUCGUGGACCACGCGUACAUCACCUGGACUGAGAUAGCCCUGUUCUUCUUUUGCGCCUUUUUGUGGACGCAGAUCAGGCGGGGCUUGACAGAAAGUCUCUUCAAGCCUCUGGCACGGUGGUGCAAGUUGCUGCCCAAAGAUGCCGCCAAGAUGCCAGAGAGUGCGUGGAAGCUGGUCUUCUACACCAUGUCGUGGUGCUACAGCACCUACCUGCUCUUCUUUACCUCCUACCCCUUUUUCCACAACCCACGCUCCGUCUUCUACAACUGGAAGAGUGGAAUGUCAGUGCCUAUAGACAUCGCAAUCGCCUACCUGAUCCAAGGCAGCUUCUACGGUCACUCCAUAUAUGCCACUGUUUACAUGGACUCCUGGAGGAAGGACUCUGCUGUCAUGGUGGUGCAUCACAUCAUCACCCUGGCACUCAUCUGUUUUUCUUAUGCCUUCAGGUACCACAACGUGGGUAUCCUGGUGUUAUUCCUCCAUGACGUCAAUGACAUCCAGCUGGAGUUCACCAAGCUCAAUGUCUACCUGAAGUCAAGAGGAGGAGGCUACUUCCUGCUCAAUGAUGUGCUCGCCAACAUGGGCUCGGUGAGCUUCAGCAUCACCUGGUUCUGGUUCCGUCUCUACUGGUUCCCCCUAAAAGUGCUGUAUGCUACCUGUGUGUCAGUCCCCAACAUUCCCUUCUACUUCUUCUUCAACAUUUUGCUCCUCUGCUUGUUGCUCAUGAACAUCUACUGGUUCUUGUUCAUCGUCAUAUUCGUGGUAAAAUUGCUGAAGAUGAAGGAGGUGAACGAUGUCAGGGAGUAUGAGGAGGAGGACGGCUCCAAGGCAGCAGCGGGACUGCUCCGAAAACCUCAGGCGGCAGCCACAAGUCGUGACAGUGAGCAACCCAAUGAUGAUGCUGGACAUCACAUCUCUGACGAUAGGAAGCACGUCCAGAACGGCGUCACGAAGGAGAAACGUCUAUGAAUGGCGAUGUGGGGUCCACACCAGGCAGGAGGCCGGCAAAGGAGCCCAACACCACCGCUACCCAAACACACCUAACAUUUUUCAGUAUUUCAUGUUGUUAUUAUUCAAGCACUGUGAAUGUCAUCUCUUUGAGGCAGUAAGCAACAGAUUGUCAGAGUGAGGUGUCACGAGAUCAUCUUUUUCAUUUCCAAAUCAUCCAUUCCCUCACUUAUCGAGUUGACUGUCGGUUACCGGUGGCCUCCAGACUUUCUUAGCCACAUUAGUGUGUUUGUGUGUGCGUGAGUGAGGAUGAGUGGAGAAAGCAUGCCGAGCAAGUCGAUAGAGCUUGUUCUUUUUACAACACUUCACCUCAAUAUUACUUGUUAACCCUCCCAUUUAAUGUUUGUGUGUUGCACUGACAUGAAGGCCAACGAGCUGACUGCUGCUUUAAUGACAGCAACGAGCUGGAAUUGAUUGAUUGGGGUUUUUAAAUGGUUUCAUUUAUGUGUGUAUUAAUGCCCAGCAGAAGAAGUAUCAACAAGAUUUUUCAAGAAGUUAAAAAAAAGAAAAAAAUGCACACGCUUUCAUGAAUGCAUGACAUCGGAAUGAUUUGGGAACAUGCCGUGGAUUUUUAUUUGGAAAGUGAACACUCCUACAGAUGCAUGCGGUUUACCCACAAUACAAAGUAACCCCCCCACAACCUGUUCAGGGUCGGUACCACCAACCUGGUCAAUCAACUUUGGGCUCUUGUUUUGAAAACUCAGCAUGCUUGUGGCGCUGGAGCGGGGGUGCACAUUUUUUGUCUCGUUUACCUCGUCAUCUUUCAUCAUUCCCACAUCCACGACUCACAAAAUAUUAGGCAGAUUUGGCUUUUUGGGUACAAUUCCACAAUCAAGCUAAAAUGCCUUAACCUUUCCAGGUGACCUUCAGUUAACCUUCCCUACACUUUGUAACGAGUCGAUCCAUCAGUCGUUUUAGUACAUCUCGUCUUCGUUGUUAGUGAUGUUGAGAUAUUGCAAGCAUGUUUUUUUUUUUUUUGGGGGGGGGGUCACUACUAUUACUUGUUUAAACUAUUUCCAUUGAAAUUCUGUACUAGUAAUCCAUCAAUUUGUUGUGUUGAGUGUUUUUCGUGCACAUGAAAAACAGAGGCUGUCACCUCCGUCUCAAGCUCUGGCAUCAUCAGAACUGCUGCUGUAUUGUGAGUUUUAGCUACGAUUGUGGCGCAUCACAGUAUUAAAAACAGCUGGAAGUCACUCAAACUCUGUCGACUGAUUUUGUUUCCCACUGCUAAUGUGUUGGGCAAUUGUGUGUGUGUGUUUUUUUUUUCAAACAGGUAUAUUUUUGUAACCAAUUGUCUAAUUUUGCAGGGGAAAAAAAAUCUUGAAAUAGCAUUGUCCUUUUUGUUUUUUGCAAUCCAGAGAUGUGUCGUGAAAAUAAGUGAGUAAAUAGUAAGUAAAGAAACCUUUGCGCGUGUGUAUGAGGGAAUUCAUUUCCAGCAAGGGUGUCACAAUCAUUUUUGUCUCGGGUCAUGUUGUACUUGUGAUUUUUCUCAUCUAAAUGUUUAAUCACCAAAUAAUAUCACUAUUACACAACAAAUUGAUGGAUAACUAGUUUUGAAAUCAGAUAAUAAGGAUAAAAAGUUGUCCAAGUAUUGUUUCAAUUACAGUAGAAAAACAGACAAUGAAAUAUCUUAACACUUUUAUUGACUAUCUGGUAUUUGGGUAGAGAUUUGAUCAAAAAUCAUGGAAGUUGACAAACAUGAUUGCUUUCGCGGAGCACAUGAAAUGACGUGGCAAGCCGCAUCUGACCCAUGGGCCUCGAGUUUGACACCUAUGAUUUACAGUAACAUAAGUGUGUAGUGUAGCCUGUGGCAAACAUGAGUUUGACAACUCUGCUUCUGGGCUAAGUAUCCACUUUGGUGGGAGAACACGAUUGUUGGGUGUCAUUUUCAUCUCGUGAUGUCAAAAUGACAACGAGGGGCAAUCCUAACAGAACCAGGAAAUGUAUUGUUCUAGGUUUUAGGUUCAUCCCUCAAUUUCAACAAAAGCCCGAUGAUCUCUUACAAUUUGUGUGUAAUGUCUGCCAGUGUUUUAGUUCAGGGUAUUGUUUAUUUGUAUCAGAACUGCUGCUGUUUUAUUUCUUUUUUUGUUAGUGUUGUUGUUGUCUCUGAGCACACUGUUGUUAUCCUUCUAUUUUAUUUUAUUGUGUGUUAUUCUCUUCCUGUCUUGUGUUCGACCGUCUGAAGUACAGUAAUGAGAUACAAGAGUGAGUUUGUACUACUGGAUCGAGCCUCACGUCAUCUCUUCCUUUUUAGUCAGGAAUGCCAGUUGCCACACUGUCGGUCCACCGUCACGCGAUAUCGCCCACUGACUCUUUGGUGGUCUGCCGCAAGAUGGGAGAUUCCAGUUCAUAGCCCCACGACACGUGGCGCCAUCCAAGCAUGUGCAGUUGAUCAAAGAAUUGUACACCAAAAAAAGGACCCUUUUUUUUUUUUUUGCUGAUGUUCAACCCCCCCCCCCUCGCAAAACAAUGUGAUUUACAACCUGUACGAUUCAACUGAAAAUGAAACACGUUUGUCAUGAGGACAUCCUCACUGUAAAACUACCACAGUGCUUAACUCUUUACUUAUCUUUAAGCUGUCAUUUGAAACCCCAACUAGAAACUUUUGUCUUGUCUCAAAAGCCAAUUUUUCAACUCUAAUCUUGAACCCAAACACCAUUUGAAACUUUUAACGCAGGGAUGAAAGCCUUACUUUGACUUCAAACUCGAUUUCCAAAUUUCAUUACACUGUAAGUUCUUCCACUGUCCCUUCCCCUUCUAUAAUAUUUGACCACUCUUCUAGACAAAACCAUUUGAAAUGUGUCAGAUUGCAUGAAACUUUUGUGUGCACAGAUUUAAUAUAUAGAAUUUAGUUCUGGGCUCGUUGAAUAAAUCUCUCCACCUUGACGAAAGAAAAAAAAAAUAGUACAGCUAUAUUUGAAAUAUAUCUCUGCAAGCAGAGAAAUAUUCAUUUCACUAGUUGAAUGAUACAGGGUAUAAUUCACCUUUUUCUCCCCAAGUUAAAUCAUUCCAAAAUUAUCAUGGUGUAGUUAUUUAAAAAAAAAUGAUGGAAGGAAAAACAUUUCAACAGGUGUCGACGUUUUCUAUCCCGUGUCCAGAUACAAGCACCACGUAACUUCAUCCUUGUCAUGUUGGUCUUUGUAUGGCUGACAUGUCGUCAGGCUGCUGUGUUGGAUAUCUAUGAGACAUCUUGUGGCAGUGUUAUUGCAAGGUUGUUAUUGUUUUGUUUUAUUCCCUCCAUUUUGUGCGUGUAAUUGUUCAACUAGUUCAGUAGUAUACAUUAUAUUGUUCCUUUUGAAAGUGACAACCACUUGAAAUUACAGAAAUGAGAGGAUGCCAGGAUUAGAUGGUAGUUUGGAUACUAUAGUUAAAAGCAAACAAGUUAGGUGAAAGACUGUCAAAAUACAAAAGUGGUUCCGCAAGUGAUUUUUUUUUUUUGGAUGGUGUCGAUGAGACUGCAAGCUUGUUCACAUUUAGAAAUAAAGGGAAAAGUGCUGAAAUUGCUAGGAUAGUGAGUCAAACAGCUGAAUUGGAUAGUAUGUCAGGAAAUGUGACCGCAAAUGGAUGGCGGGAAAGAAAAGAUUUGUGCACACGAACACCAGUGAUUUUUCUCUUUUGUUUGACUUCACUGCAACUCCGAUUGAUUAAAAUGGAAGCUUUGAUAGUGCCAAACGGUCCUUUUGUAAUGUUGGAUUGUGAGGGACCAGGAAUGUGUGUCAUGCCGAAAGCCCGGCAAAGUGUUCUUUUCGUUAAGAAAAAAAAAAAAAAAGUCAUAAUCACACUGUAAUUUAUUAGCAUUUUUAAUAUUGAUUAUUAGAACAAUGCUAAAAAAGGGAAGAGUGAAUUGGGAAUAUUUUUUAGACCUUUUUAUCGUUCUUGGAACAAAACGUAUUUUAAUCAUACAUUUUUGCAAGACCCUGUCAAACUUAAUUGCCCACAAUGUAAUCACUUACUUUUAUAGAAUAUUGAGAUUUCUUUUUGGUUUAUCCCCUAAAAUAAAAAAGGUGUCAAGAUGGUACAAAAAUUAUUUUGUCAUUAAUUCUUAUCUUGUACAGUAUAUGUAUAAUAUCUUAUACAGGCACACCAAUAAACUACGAUUAAAGUGUGGCAAUAUUGUCAAUCGCAGGCCUAAUAUGAAACCUCGACCAAGGUUCGAAAAACUAACCAUUUGAAUCGCUAACACUUGUUUUGAAAAAGCCAUUUUAUGUCUUAAAAACCUAACAUCAAAUGAAAAUU